AAUCGCUCUCGCUCCUCCAUAGCCAACAAUUUCUCGCAGUCCCAUGCUCUGCUUAUGGAAGCCCUAGCCAGUGCAGCCGCGAGUGGACAAUUUCAACCUGCGGUCUCCAUUACGUUCAACCGGAGGAGCUUGAGAUCAAGCCGGAGCCCCAAUGGCGUUUCUAUGCGUCUCCGUCCUUUAAGAUGCUCAGCUCGUGCUUCUGCUUUAGUUGAUAAUGCAGACAAGUUUAUUGAAGCUUCAAAAACGGGAAAUCUUAUUCCUCUAUAUCGAUGUAUUUUUUCUGAUCACCUCACCCCUGUUCUUGCUUACCGGUGUUUGGUUAAGGAGGAUGAGCGAGAUGCUCCUAGUUUUCUGUUUGAGUCUGUUGAACCUGGACUUCAGGUUUCCAGCAUUGGGCGGUACAGUGUGGUGGGAGCUCAGCCAACAAUGGAAAUUGUGGCACAAGAGAACAUGGUUACAAUAAUGGACCAUGAGGAAGGAUGCAGAACUGAAGAAAUUGUGGAGGAUCCGAUGGUGAUUCCCAGAAGAAUCUUGGAUCAGUGGAAGCCUCAGCUCACUGAGGGGCUUCCCGAUGCAUUUUGUGGUGGUUGGGUUGGUUACUUUUCAUAUGAUACAGUGCGCUUUGUAGAAAAGAAGAAACCAUUCUUUACUGCCCCAGCAGAUGAUAGAAACCUUCCUGAUGUUCAUCUUGGUCUUUAUGAUAACGUGAUUGUGUUUGAUCAUGUUGAGAAGAAAGCUUAUGUGAUUCAUUGGGUGCAAUUAGAUCGCUAUUCUUCUGCUGAGGAAGCUCUCAAUGAUGGAAUGAACCGAUUGGAAACACUGGUGUCCAGGGUGCAUGAUAUAAUUACCCCACGGCUGCCGGCAGGUUCAAUAAAGUUAUACACUCAUCUUUUUGGUUCUAAGCUGGAGGCAUCAAACAUGACAAGUGAUGAAUACAAGAAGGCAGUGCUGCAAGCAAAAGAACACAUUCUAGCUGGUGAUAUUUUUCAGAUUGUACUAAGUCAGCGGUUUGAACGGCGGACUUUUGCAGACCCAUUUGAAGUCUACAGAGCACUGAGGAUUGUUAAUCCUAGUCCGUACAUGACUUAUCUACAGGCCAGAGGAUGUAUCCUUGUUGCUUCAAGUCCAGAAAUUCUUACACGGGUGAAGAAGGGGAAAAUUACCAAUCGCCCCCUUGCUGGGACUGUUAGAAGAGGCAAAACACCUAAAGAAGAUAUCAUGUUAGAGAAAGAUCUUUUGAAUGAUGAAAAGCAAUGUGCAGAACACAUAAUGCUUGUUGAUUUGGGAAGGAAUGAUGUUGGGAAGGUCUCCAAACCUGGUUCUGUUAGGGUUGAAAAGCUCAUGAAUAUUGAACGCUAUUCCCAUGUUAUGCACAUCAGUUCAACUGUCACCGGGGAGUUACUUGAUCAUUUAACAAGCUGGGAUGCACUGCGUGCUGCAUUGCCUGUUGGAACAGUUAGUGGAGCACCGAAGGUGAAAGCCAUGGAAUUGAUUGAUCAGUUGGAAGUGGCAAGACGAGGACCAUAUAGUGGUGGAUUUGGAGGCAUAUCUUUCUCUGGCUCUAUGGACAUUGCCCUUGCUCUGAGGACCAUCGUUUUCCCUACCAAUACUCGUUUUGAUACGAUGUUCUCGUACAAGGAUUUGAACAAACGUAAGGAGUGGAUUGCUCAUCUGCAGGCCGGAGCAGGAAUUGUGGCUGACAGUGAUCCAGCCGAUGAGCAAAGAGAGUGUGAGAACAAAGCUGCAGCUCUUGCCCGCGCGAUUGAUCUUGCUGAGUCUUCCUUUGUUGAGAAAUGAAUUGGAUGAAUCCAUGGGUAAAAACCUCAUUGCUGAAUCGUAAACUAAAAUAAAGACGUCGAGUCUUGUUUGAAAUUAAUCUGAAGAAACUACGUAAUUGCCUCAGCAAAUGAGGGGUUUGUUAACCAUUUGUAGUUGAUUUUAAUGGGAAUUUAAUGUUUCUAUUUUUCUCAGGAUAUUGGGCGUAUUUUGUUGCAUUUUAAACGUUUUGUUAACCA
Messenger RNA from Neltuma alba, 2015 nucleotides. Its product is annotated as anthranilate synthase alpha subunit 2, chloroplastic-like. Gene Ontology annotation, biological process: L-tryptophan biosynthetic process. NCBI's taxonomy places the organism in Eukaryota, Viridiplantae, Streptophyta, Magnoliopsida, Fabales, Fabaceae. Gene Ontology annotation, molecular function: anthranilate synthase activity. The record is from RefSeq and is a predicted model, not a curated record.